ACAGAGAGAAAGGAGGAAGGAGGAUGUUGCUUUUCGUGAUGCUAGCUUAGGCCAGGAUGCAUCAGCUACUGUGACAUGGUGGGUGACUCUGCUACAUAGCUGUGUUACAUUGUUCUGCUGCUCCGUUGCAGAGAAGGAAGGGAUGCUUAAUUCAGAGAAAGCGACUUGAUGUGAGAAUCAGAGAGAAAACAGGAGGAGGUGGUGGAGGAGAGUAGAGGAAUAUGAGAUCUGGGUACCCACGUCCUAUAUUUCCAAAAUGAUGAAGACAGAGGGUAAGACCACAGGUGGGGGGCCCAGGAGUUCAUCCCCACAUAGGAAUGCAUAUGAAGUCGGGGUACAAACGCUCCGCACCGGCAAAGAUGGCAUGCCAGAGCCAGAAUCUGAAGAAAUGCGCAAAUCGCGCUGCAAAUAUGGUUCCAAUGUUCACCGCAUAAAAAAUAUGUUCCUGCAAAUGGGAACGGGCCCACCAGGUACUGAGCCAGAACCUGGGCGGGCAAAGGAGAAACCGUCACGACUGACAUUGCCGCGGGCCGGCAGCUUGAAUGAGAAUGUCAACCACAGUGCACUACUGAAGCUAGGAACCAGCGUGUCAGAGAGGGUAAGUCAUUUUGACCCCCCGGCAGACAGGCCGCCUUCCAAGUUGCAAGAAGCGCGUCGGGUUUUUGAGAGAAACCUGCAAGAAAAGGAGACCACAAAUAGAAUUUUCCUGCGCAAGGAGAGGGGAGGUUUUCAAGACAGAAAAUUGGACGUUGUUGUACGGUUUGGAGGUAGCACAGAGUCACUUGACAAGCUAGACACAGAGGCGGUCUCCCCUACUGUGAGCCAGCUGAGCGCAGUCUUUGAAAACGCAGAUUUGCGCAACAACCUACAUAAAAUUCCAGUUAAAGGUCCAACGGGGCGGCGUACAAGACUUUUUCAACCAGAUACUCCCAAGGUAGGCGAGGAGAAAAAGACUUUAGAAAAGGUGGGAGAUGGGCGAAACAGGCCAGCAACAGUCCCAGAGAUCCGUAAAAUCAAACCGGUGGAGGUCGAAGAGAGUGGCGAGUCUGAAACCGAUGCACCGAAGGAAACGGACGCCCCAAAAACAGAAGAGACUGUCAACACUGGAACUGAAAAUGGUGGCUUGGAAGUAAAGGGGGUGACGGCGCGGGAGGCCGAUUUGGCAGAAGAAGGAGAAGGAGAGGUGGCUGAGGAGGAUUAUAAGAGGGAAGACUGGUCUGAGGUUGAAGUGCUAGAACUCAGUGCCUGCAGUGGACUUGGGGAGGAUUCAGGGGGCAGUGGUUUGGAAGAAGAUGAGGAUGGCUUUUAUGAAGCAGUGAACAGUUGCCUAGAGAUUGAGGGUCUUUCUGAAGAGGAGGAGCCGGCUCCAAGCAGAAAAAUACGUUUCAGCACAGCUCCAAUCAAGGUAUUUACUACAUACUCUAAUGAGGACUAUGACCGGCGCAAUGACGAUGUGGACCCCAUGGCUGCCUCUGCAGAAUAUGAAUUGGAAAAACGGGUGGAGAGGCUGGACCUGUUCCCCGUGGAGCUGGAGAAAGACUCUGAAGGCCUCGGGAUCAGUAUUAUUGGAAUGGGAGCCGGGGCUGACAUGGGACUGGAAAAGCUUGGAAUAUUUGUAAAAACUGUGACAGAAGGUGGAGCAGCUCAUCGAGAUGGCAGGAUCCAAGUCAAUGACCUUCUGGUGGAAGUGGAUGGGACCAGUUUAGUUGGAGUCACCCAAUCCUUUGCGGCAUCUGUCUUGAGGAAUACUAAGGGUCGCGUGAGAUUCCUGAUUGGUCGAGAGAAGCCUGGUGAACAAAGUGAGGUAGCACAGCUCAUUCAGCAAACCUUGGAGCAGGAGAGAUGGCAAAGAGAGAGUAUGGAACAGCGAUAUAGUCAGUGUAAUGAGGAUGACGAAGAGACAGGGGAGUAUGCAACUGAUGAGGAGGAUGAGGAGAUGAGCCCGAUGUUUCCAGGAGGAGAAUUAGCCAUUGAAGUGUUUGAGUUGCCUGAAGGAGAGGAUGCCUUGUCACCCGUAGAGAUGGACCCAGAGAAGCUGGUUCACAAGUUUAAAGAGCUUCAGAUCAAACAUGCAGUGACCGAAGCUGAGAUUCAGCAGCUAAAAAGAAAGCUGGCUGGCCUAGAACAAGAACGUUCUCGCUGGCGGGUAGAGAAGGUCCAGUUACAGCAGAGUGUCCAGGAGAACCGGGACCGUGUGGAGAAGCUGCAGGGAUACUGGAUGGAGGCUCAGAACCUGUGCCAGGCAGUGGAUGAGCACUUGAAGGAGACCCAAGCACAGCAUCAAGGACUUGAACGGAAGUACAGCAAGGCCAAGAGGCUCAUCAAGGAGUAUCAGCAGAAAGAGCUGGACUUCACAAAUAAAGAGGAAACACAGAAGAAGGAGUUGGAAGAGCUGGAGAAAGCUCGUGCUGGCGAGAUCCUCAGGCUACAGGAAAAGGUAUCGGAGUUAGAGAAGAAACUCCUCACCCUUCAAUGUCCAGUGUCCCCUUAGAUAUUAUGUUAUAAGAAAUGGGUACUUUCGGGCAAGUGUUGGAAGUUGCUUGUCUAUGCCUGCAGGAUCUCUUUUACCCAGUGACAGUUCUGCAGGUACUUGCCCCUUUCUGUGGCUUAUAAAAUACUCCUAACAUGGGGAAGGGCAAGUAUACUUUCAAAUGGGACCCUGUAUUAUGAAUAUGGUUCUCAAUGAACAGAACUUCUGGAAUGAAAUGGGACUUUGGCCGGCU
Pelobates fuscus (common spadefoot toad) is the source of this 2723-nucleotide messenger RNA. It is a transcript of the gene PPP1R9B, whose product is annotated as protein phosphatase 1 regulatory subunit 9B. Lineage: Eukaryota; Metazoa; Chordata; Amphibia; Anura; Pelobatidae. The coding region runs from base 257 to 2491 and encodes 744 amino acids. The record is from RefSeq and is a predicted model, not a curated record. Gene Ontology annotation, molecular function: actin filament binding. Gene Ontology annotation, cellular component: dendrite; cytoplasm; postsynaptic density. The transcript has 10 exons. Gene Ontology annotation, biological process: actin filament organization; neuron projection development; calcium-mediated signaling.